AUGCAGACACAGCGCGACGGCCCGAUGAUAGACAUCAUCAAGGUGAGCGAGUGGCUCACCAAAAAUGUCAACGAGAAGCUCUACCCACGGUUACUCUUGAUGUCACCCAAUGGCAACCUGCUCGCCUACUCAACCCCAGUUAACAUCAAGGAACUUCGCGACCAAGCAGCACUAAUCUCAGCGGCGUGGAAGGAGCAGUGCCUUGGUCGACAAACGCAUUCUACACCAGAUCCGCGCAAAGACUCCGCAAGAGACGAUGCAGAGGCAGCACACCAGAGCGGCUUGAAGCCCGCCCUUGAGACACUCACUAUCGAGGCAGAAUACUGCAAUAUACUCAUUCGAUCACUACAGCCGGAACUUCUGUUUGUCUUGAUCGGUGAGCUGCCACCAAAUAAAUCACAGCAGUUCAAGAUUACCGCCGAGGGCAAUGGUGAUGCACGGUAUCCCGCGCUGGAGGGAUCUGACACGCGACCCAAAACGCCAACAGUCCCACAGAAUGCUGCUGGUAAGCUCAAAGCUCCCUCGGUACUCAGCUCAAUGAGCCAGCGAGAAAAAGACAUCAAUCUUGGCAUUCUGCACAUUCAACGCAAGAGACUCGACGCCUUGACCGAGUACAUACAGCGUGACUUCAAGGACAGCGGCUUUGUCAUGCCAGCAGAUUGGGCGCUCCAGUAG
Ascochyta rabiei is the source of this 675-nucleotide messenger RNA. RefSeq lists its product as uncharacterized. The record is from RefSeq and is a predicted model, not a curated record. Lineage: Eukaryota; Fungi; Ascomycota; Dothideomycetes; Pleosporales; Didymellaceae. Bases 1 to 675 code for a protein of 224 amino acids. The transcript is spliced from 2 exons.